GCCUUUGCGACAUGGGCGUGUUAGUCAAUGUCGUCUCCGUUGCCCGUAACGUAAGUUGAAGAAUGAGCCAGUGAGAGAAAAGGACUGCGAAUCACAUAGAAUAAUUUGUUUUAGUUUCCUCAAAUGAUGUUCAUUUGAAAGUAUUUCGAGACUUCGUAGGUGUUUAGGUUUUGUACAGUUGUUAUGCUUAGUUAGAGACCUCCGGGAGUUGUUUGUCUAUGUUUAAUAACUGAUUAAUGUGAGGCUCAUCUGCUAGUCGGUUAGCAAAGCGCCUCUGCCACUGCGAUGAUGGAAACUUGAGCAGCUCAAAGCAAACACUCAUCCAGCUCUCCAGACCACCCAAACACAGGACCUCUGUGCCAGGCAACAAAAUGCAGACCAUAAAGUGUGUUGUUGUUGGUGAUGGUGCAGUGGGAAAAACCUGCCUGUUGAUCUCCUACACUACUAAUGCCUUCCCAGAUGAGUACAUUCCUACGGUUUUCGACAACUACUGCACUCAGACCUGUGUGGAUGGCCGUGCCGUCAGCCUCAACCUGUGGGACACGGCCGGUCAGGAGGAGUACGACCGACUGCGAACCCUCUCUUACCCGCAGACGCACGUCUUCAUCAUCUGUUUCUCUGUGGCCAGCCCUUCCUCUCAUGCCAACGUCCGGCAUAAAUGGCACCCAGAGGUGUGCCACCACUGUCCUGGUGUGCCUGUGUUGCUGGUAGGCACUAAGAGAGACCUGCGAGGGGAUAAGGAGACUCUGGAGAAGCUGAAAGAGCAGGGGAUGAGUCCAACCACUCCGCAGCAGGGCAGUGCAUUGGCCCGCAGCAUUGGUGCGGUGCGAUAUCUGGAGUGUUCAGCCCUUCUGCAGGAGGGGGUCAGAGAGGUCUUCAACGAAGCAGUCAGGGCCGUUCUCUACCCCAAUGCCAAGAAGCAUGCCAAGAAAUGUGUGCUGUUAUAACUACGUGAGGGUGUGUGCGUGAGAGAGAUUUUAUGAAGGGUGGAAUGUAAGUGUCAUGUGAUUGUCUCUGCAAAGGUGUAUUGCUACCACUUUAUGUUUGUAUUUCUACACUACAGUUAGCAAUAGGUGCACAGACUGUUAAUGAGAGAGACUGUGUGCUGGUGUAUUUGUGCUUCAACUUUAUGUACGUAUCACCUAAGACAUAAAUACGGUGUUGUAAUCUAAAGUCAGACAGACCAGGGUAGUGGAGUGGAUUUGUCUGAAGGACUAUAGGCAUCAAUGACUUCCUAUAAAGCCUUAAAAACCCCAGCAUAUUUUUAGGAAUCACUCAGAGGAUAUUUCAUGCACCAAAGUGUAAAUUUGGUCUAAAUUCA
Carassius carassius (crucian carp) is the source of this 1321-nucleotide messenger RNA. RefSeq names its product rho-related GTP-binding protein RhoG-like. Gene Ontology annotation, biological process: regulation of actin cytoskeleton organization; establishment or maintenance of cell polarity; cortical cytoskeleton organization. The transcript is spliced from 2 exons. NCBI's taxonomy places the organism in Eukaryota, Metazoa, Chordata, Actinopteri, Cypriniformes, Cyprinidae. Gene Ontology annotation, molecular function: protein kinase binding; GTP binding; GTPase activity. The record is from RefSeq and is a predicted model, not a curated record. Gene Ontology annotation, cellular component: cytoskeleton; cell cortex; cytoplasmic vesicle. Bases 372 to 947 code for a protein of 191 amino acids.